AUGAUAUGCACCGCCGCUCUCGUCAUUGGCCUUGCAGCUCUCGAUGUUGUCAAUGCCAUGCCGUUCACCAUACCUUACCUGGACAAGACUGGUCGGAUUGAGGUGCAGGGUCACCGCGGCGGCCUUGGUAUGAGGAGUGAGGAAUCACUUUGGNNGCAUUCGCACACGCCUUGGUAUGAAGUCGGUGUAGAUGUGCUUGAGAUGGAUACUGUAUUUACUAAGGACGGUGUUCCGGUAAUCUGGCAUGAUCACUGGAUCUUUCCGACAAAGUGCACUGGCGACUAUGUAGGUCAAUAUAUCGCCAAUCUGACUCUCCAGCAAGUAAAGACACUCGAUUGUUCUCUGCAACUUGCGGCUCAUCCCCAGCAAGAGCAGGUUCUGGAAUUGGUGAAUUGCUACGGUGACAAGGGCGUGACGAUCAACCUUGAGACCAAACUCUCGCCUACUGCACCUAACGAGACUUUGUCAAUCGACACCUAUAUCACCGACCUGAUCCCUAUCCUCCAAAAGCACGGCUUCGAGUCUCGUACCUCGAUCCAGUCGUUCGAUUGGCGUACCCUCAUUGGUAUCCACAACGCCUACCCCACCAUGCCCAUUGUUGCUCUGCUCGACGAGACGACAGUGGUGCCCGACAAAAGCAACAAAUCUUACCCCUGGUUAAAAAACAGCAAAUACCCAUGGCUCGGCGGUCUCGACCUCGAUGACUUCUCAGGCGACUGGGUAGCCGCAGCUCACUCGAUUGGCUCAUCAAUUCUUUCCCCCAACCACGGUACCGGCAACUCAAGUGAUGCUACUGUCAACAGUCCUCUAUAUAAGCCGUUUACCACGAAGGGUGUUGUAGAUAGAGCUCAUGGAUUGGGUAUGCAGGUAAUCCCUUGGACUGUGGAUGCAGAGGUGACCAUCAGCAAGUUGCUCAAUGAUGGUGUUGACGCGAUUAUUAGCAACUAUCCCGAGAGAGUC
Messenger RNA from Aureobasidium uvarum, 960 nucleotides. NCBI's taxonomy places the organism in Eukaryota, Fungi, Ascomycota, Dothideomycetes, Dothideales, Saccotheciaceae. The record is from the annotation of a GenBank genome assembly.